Messenger RNA from Mytilus californianus (California mussel), 3429 nucleotides. Its product is annotated as thrombospondin type-1 domain-containing protein 7A-like. Lineage: Eukaryota; Metazoa; Mollusca; Bivalvia; Mytilida; Mytilidae. The transcript is spliced from 20 exons. Bases 1 to 3321 code for a protein of 1106 amino acids. The record is from RefSeq and is a predicted model, not a curated record.
AUGACAGAUAAUCUUAUGAUUUUCUUACAUUUACAAGUUCCAAUCGAUUGUGUGGUUACAAAGUGGAGCGAUUGGAGUCCCCAUGACAACAACGGAAACUCACACAGAGAACGAUAUGUAACCCAACCGGCUUUGAAUGGAGGAGCAGAAUGUCCAGUUACGUAUCAGACUAAAUUAGUGCCAGUUAACUGUCUUGUCACGGUUUGGAGUGUUUGGAGUCCUCAUGAUAGCCAAGGGGUUUCGCGAAGAGAGCGAUUUGUAACACAGCGACCAUUAAAUGGAGGGGAAAAAUGUGAACAUCUUAUCGAAACAAGAUUAGUGAAUAUAAAUUGUCAAGUCAGUGCUUGGAAUACAUGGGGUCCAAUCAAUUCCAAAGGCAUUGCUAGACGCUUUAGAACUAUUGUCACAGCUCCCUUGAAUAAAGGUGAUCCAUGUCCGCCUUUAGAGGAAACAAAAGCAGUACCAAUUAACUGUAAAGUAACGGUUUGGAGUGAAUGGGGUCCAUUGGAUGAUAGUGGUAUUAGCAGAAGAGAAAGAACAAUUAUUGUGAAGCCUUUAAAUGGUGGAAAGAUAUGUCCUGUAUUAAAAGAUUCGAAAAACGGCAUGUAUUUUAUCAUAGGCAUGCCAGUUAACUGUCUUGUCACUGUUUGGAGUGUUUGGAGUCCACAUGAUAGCCAAGGGGUUUCGCGAAGAGAGAGAUUUGUAACACAGCGACCUUUAAAUGGAGGGAAAAAGUGUGAACAUCUUAUCGAAACGAGAUUAGUGAAUAUAAAUUGUCAAGUCAGUGCUUGGAAUACAUGGGGUCCAAUCAAUUCCAAAGGCAUUGCUAGACGCUUUAGAACUAUUGUCACAGCUCCCUUGAAUAAAGGUGAUCCAUGUCCACCUUUAGAGGAAACAAAAGCAGUACCCAUUAACUGUAAAGUAACGGUAUGGAGUGAAUGGGGUCCAUUGGAUGAUAGUGGUAUUAGCAGAAGAGAAAGAACAAUUAUUGUGAAGCCUUUAAAUGGUGGAAAGAUAUGUCCUGUAUUAAAAGAUUCGAAAAACGGCAUGUAUUUUCUCAUAGGAAUACCAGUUGAUUGUAUAGUCAGUCUGUGGAGUACAUGGAAACCACACGACAAUACAGGAUUCACAUACAGAGAGCGUUAUGUUAUUCAGGAAAAUCUGAAUGGUGGGAAAGAAUGUCCUAAGCUCAGAGAUACUAAAUAUGUACCAAUAGAUUGUGUAGUGAGUGAAUGGAGUGCCUGGACUCAACCAGAUGAAGGUGGUAAUGUUGAAUCAUUCCGUACAAUCCGCGUAAAACCAUUGAAUAAUGGAAUGAAGUGCCCAGAUUUGUGGCAAAAGAAGAAAGUGCCUUUGGAUUGUUUGGUCGGUGAAUGGACAAAAUGGAGUGAGAGAGACAAAGACGGUAAAAUUACCAGGAGACGUGAUGUUCUAAGAUAUAACCUGAAUGGCGGGAAAAAGUGUCCUACACUAGAACAAACACAGCUGAUUUCCGUGAAUUGUGAGGUUACACAGUGGACCCAAUGGACAACUCCAGAUGAAGGAGGAAACAGACUAAGAAGUAGAGUUAUAUCACAGCCUCCUCUGAAUGGUGGUAACAGUUGUCCACCUUUGACUGAUAACGAUAAAGUACCUUUGGAUUGCUUGGUUGGUGAAUGGACAAAAUGGGGUAAAAAGGACAAAUAUGGAAAAAUAACAAGGACACGUGAUGUUACAAGAUAUAACCUGAAUGGCGGGAAAAAGUGUCCAACACUAGAACAAACACAGCUGGUUUCUGUGAAUUGUGAGGUUACAGAGUGGACGCAGUGGACAGUACCUGAUGAGGGAGGGAACAGACGAAGAAGUAGAGUUAUAUUAGAUCCUCCUCUAAAUGGUGGGAAAAGAUGUCCUCCUUUGACGGAUAACGAUAAAGUACAAAUGGAUUGCUUGGUUGGUGAAUGGACAAAAUGGAGUAAACAGGACAAAGAUGGAAAAAUAACAAGGACACGUGAUGUUAAAAGACAUGCUUUGAAUGGCGGGAAAAAAUGUCCACAACUUGAACAAACACAGCUGAUUUCCGUGAAUUGUGAGGUUACACAGUGGACCCAAUGGACAACUCCAGAUGAAGGAGGAAACAGACUUAGAAGUAGACAUAUAUCACAGCCUCCUCUAAAUGGUGGUAACAGUUGUCCUACUUUGACUGAUAAGGAUAAAGUUGCAUUAUCAUGCAUUGUUAGUGACUGGACAACAUGGAAUCACCCAGAUGCCCAUGGUUUAUGUACCAGAACUAGAAAAAUUCUUAGACACUCAGUAAACAGUGGUACACCGUGUCCUUACACUACAGAAACUAAACGUGUUUCAAUUCCAUGCAUGGUUGAUGCCUGGGCUGAAUGGAGUCAUCCAGAUGACCAGGGUACAUGUACCAGAACAAGAAAAAUUCUUGUUAAACCUGUUAGUACUGGUAAACCUUGUCCUCCAACAACAGAGACUAAAUCAGUGAAAAGAGAUUGUGUACUUGGUGAAUGGGGUCAAUGGACUAAACCUUUUGGAUUUGGAACUAUUGAAAGAAUUAAACAGAUUAAAAAAGAAGCAUUUGGAGGAGGAGCACCUUGUCCAGUUGAAAGAGAAACAAAAAAUGCACCUAUCACAACGACCACAACAUCAGAAAAUUUUGGAGUGAAGUUUGUUCGCCCACUUAUACAACCACGUGACUUAGUUCUUCUAAUUGAUGGCUCUGGAAGCAUAGGUGAUGAGCCUUUUGCAAAAACGUUGGAAGAUCUCUCAGAAUUAAUUGGAAUGUUCUGUCCGCUAAGUGAUCCAUUGGACCCUAAAAAGAACCCCGGGAAUUAUAUUCAACUAUCUGCUAUCUUGUUUUCAACUGACUCAGAACUUGUUUUUAAAUUCAAUAAAUAUCAUAGCGUAAAACAGGCACAGAAUGCAAUCAAGGCAAUUCAUUAUAAUCCUGGUACUACAUGUACAGAAAAGGCAUUAAUGUUAGGAGAAACAAUGUUUACCGUUUCAAAUGGAAUGAGACAGAGCAAAUCUGUGAAAAAGGAAGUUUUAUUACUAACAGACGGUUUGUACAAUUGUGACGGCGAUAAUGUAGUACUAUCUGCAGCGCAGUCGUUAAAGAAUGUGGCGGAUGUUUAUGGAAUGAUGAUUGGUAUAUCAACAGAUGAUGGGCGAAAAAAGUUAUCUAGACUUGUAUCAGAACCGCAAAGGGAUCAUUUGUUUGCAGUUGAUGAUUUGGGACAGUUUUCUAAGUUAAUCAAGCACUUAAAAGACCUCAUACGCGAUGGAAAAUUAAAUUGCGUUCCUUUUAAAGGUCCAUUACCCAACUAAAGUUUUAGCGUAAAAAUGCAUUUACUGACUAUCAUAACAGCUUUUUAGAAAUAAAAAUAUACUGGAGUAAUAACGAGACAUAUUUUAUUAUGAUAUUAUUUGAAGAAA